Neolamprologus brichardi is the source of this 3753-nucleotide messenger RNA. RefSeq names its product tomoregulin-1-like. The record is from RefSeq and is a predicted model, not a curated record. Gene Ontology annotation, molecular function: protein binding. Gene Ontology annotation, cellular component: plasma membrane. NCBI's taxonomy places the organism in Eukaryota, Metazoa, Chordata, Actinopteri, Cichliformes, Cichlidae.
UGAGGAGCACAUGGACGGAAUCUGUGAGCUGUGCGUGGAUCAGAACCCGCUGCGUGGAUUUGUGCUGUGAGGACUUAGUGAAGGAGGACCCAGAAAAACACGACAGAUUCUUUUACUCCAGUUUGUGUCUCUUUGUGUUCAUCCACCUCCCUGCGCGCACACCAGCCUCCCCCGUUCUCCCCCCUCCGUCCUCCAUCAUGGCUCCAGAGCUCCGGGUCUCCUGCUUCUGCUGCCUGCUGGUGCUGCUGGUUCUCCCCGCCGUCCGGAGCUCGUUCCACCGCAGCGGUGUGGACUGCGGCCCCGGGAGGGCCGAAGACUGCCCAGAUUUGUCAGAGAAGAAAAGCGACCUGCGCGUGUGUGACACCGGGACGUGUCGCUUUGGAGGAACCUGCCGCGAGAACGGCGCCGACAUCAAGUGUGUCUGUCAGUUCCAUUGCAAUAAGAAGUACGUCCCCGUGUGCGGCUCCAACGGAGACACGUACCAGAACGAGUGUUUCCUGAGGAGAGCGGCGUGCAAGAAACAAAGAGCCAUCAACAUCGUGUCAGAGGGACCCUGUUACCACGAUGCUGGAUCAGGAUCUGGAGAUGGAGACGACGAAGGCUCCGGCCGCGGGAAAAAGACGUCCAAAUGUGGGAACUGCAAGUUUGGAGCCGAGUGUGAUGAAGACUCUGAGGAUAUGAUCUGCAUGUGUAACAUCGUGUGCAACGGCCACAACGACAACCCGGUGUGCGGCAGCAACGGCGUCACCUACGACACGCCGUGCCACGUCCGGGAGGUGUCCUGCCUCAAACAGCUCAAGAUCGACAUCAAGCACGUCGGACGCUGCCAUGAUAAAAACAGGAAAGACGACAGCAUCAAAACCAAGCCAGAAAUCUACGCUGUCCCCAAGCCUGGUGAGGGGGAGGGGUUUGAGGACAGCCCCGCCCCCUGUCCAGAGGACUACUCCCAGUUCUGCGAACACGGUAUCUGUGAGAUGAGACAGAACCUGCCCACCUGCAGGUGUGAGGAUGCGUACGGGGGGCAGCAGUGUGAGCAGCUGCUGGACUUCAACAUCCUGUACGUGGUGCCCAGCGGGCAGAAGCUGCACUACGUCCUCAUCGCCGCCAUCAUCGGAGCUGUUCAGAUUGCUGUCAUCGUGGCCGUGGUCAUGUGCUUCACCAGGAGGUGCAACAAGACAAAGCGUGGUCGGAGGCAGAAGCAGCAUCUCGGGCACUUCCCGUCAGGAACGUCGUCCCGGAUGAUGUAGCUGCUUUUCUUUUUUCAAUGAUGUUUUUAAUUUUCCAUCUUGUUUUUUAUAAAAUUCGACAGUCCGACCUUUCGUACCACAGACUGCAUUUUUGAUAUCUCGACUUUUUGGUGCCUCUUCUUAUUUCCCCUCGUUUUUUGGAAUAACCCGACGUUACUGAGGGGCCUUAUUUUCCACCUUUCAUUUCUUUGGCUUCCCGUCUGCACGUGGUUUUCAGUUUGUGGAGACGCGGCCGUGCUGCUGCCGUUCUCUCAGACUCUGAAACACUGUGGAAACUUUAUUUCUCUGAUUGUAUCGGCGCUCCGGACGUCCACGCCGCAAACAGUGACGAUUGUCUCAGUUUUCACCCGGUGAGACGCACAGCAGGAGCGCCUCCUGUUUAGUUUUCGGCCACGUUAGAGCUCAUUCCUGCUACAGCUGCGGUUCUCGUCCGUCUUCCUCCCGCCCACAGCGACCCUCAUCCUGAUUGGCUCUGGUGUACACGCACGUGCUGAUCUGUGGGUUCAUCUCUGCUGAAACAUGUCCACCUUUGUGGCGUUCGUGCCACAUAUUAAUGACCUGACGGGAGAUUCGACCCAACGCACAUGAGGUGGAACCCAGAAAACGAGGCGAUCGGAGUCGGUACUAAUGGGAGAAGAGCUGCUGGUCACGUGAUUUCCAGCUGCUGUGACCACUCGGACUGAAACUACACACUCGAAAUGUCCUGAAGUGAUGAGGAGCAGCUGAAGCCGCGGCUGGAAGAACUGUUCUGAAGUGAAGUGGUCAUGUGACUGAAGCUGUCACAUGACCACUUCACUGCGAAUUAAUCUUUUGUUAAAUCUUUGUUCUGUGAUUGGCUGAAUUUGUUCACUAAAGCUGUAAAACAUGGACGUAGCUACUAUGAACUGCAUGCUCAUUGGCUAAUGAUUUGUGAUUGAUGCCAGCCAAUGAGCAUGCAGUUUCCUUCUACAUAUAAUCCUCCUUUUAGAAAUGUGGCGUAAAUGAGAUUUACAAAACAGUCAGUUCAUUUUUAUUUAGUGUGGCCGAAAUCAGUGACCGAGCAGGAGAGGUCAAAGGUCAGCAGCAGCUGUCGCCAUCUGGUGGCCUUUAGAUAGAAUCCAGGUUUAUUCAUUUUUCUGAGCAGGAAGCUGCGUCCAUGUUUUCUGCUGUCUGUGAAGGACGCUUUAAUGAUCCAGACAUUUGGCAUCAUAUCGUCAUGACAACAUGUUGGACUAAAAUGGGGGAACUGGGAGACAGACUAACAGGACUCGGGUGUGGAGGUUUUCACUCAGACUGCUCGGUUAAUUAGACCAAAGCAGCUUUUAACAUUCAGUCAAAACUGUGAAUCUUCCCUAAAAAUGUUAUUUUCUUAUCAGCUUCAUAUCAGCGUUUAUCUGGAAAUAUGGUUCUCAGUCAGCUUCUGUGUGCGCCACGUUUCUAUCCUUUUAAAUCUUCUCUGUGAAAGCGACAGAUGUGAUGAAGAAGAGCUGUUCUGCUCACAUUAUCCAGGGUUUCUGUUUUACUUAUCAGUGCAUACUGCCCCUCAGCAGGCUUCCUGACUUUGGCCAAUCGGAAAAAGAAACAAGAAGGAGGCCUUGAAGGGAAAGCAGCUGAUUUCAGCUGGAGGCAGCGAGGCUCUGCAUGAAGGGCAGAAUCAGAUAAAUGAGGAUGAUUUUGAACUGUGAAUCAUGCAAAGCUACGCUGGCGGUGUAAUGACAAACAGGUGGAGCUGGAAAGGAGCAGAAGAAACCCACUUUGAAGGUUUAUUGAGCACCAAACGCGUGUUGUGGACGUUGCCAUGUUGAGAAUUCCCACGAUGCACUGCUGCUCACGUUUGGCCAACUUCUCUUGUUUUUCUUUGUUUACUUUGUCACGCAUGUGUUGUACCGCCUUAACUGUCCAGGGGGCGCUGUGCAGCGGGACUACAGGAUUAUCAGGGACCAGCGGAGCCCCGUGCCCCUCAGAUAUGAGCCGACUCGUAUCUCAGGCGUGUUUUUUGUUUUUGACUUUGUGCUACGUCUCACAGGGUCAAACGUCACGUCUCCUUAGAGAAACUUUCUUUAAACACUUUUUGUAUUUGUUACAAUGAGAUCCACCUGAAAACCAAAAUGCUGUUUUUUCUACUGCUUAAAAAUAAUAAUGAGGUACAAGCCGACAUGUACAGGUUGCUAUGCUAAUUAUUUUAUUGCCUAAUUUUCAGAUGACGCCAUUCCGGAAAUGGAUUCCAAUGUUUGUGUGUUUGGCUGGCGAUAAUUUAAAGGACCUCGUCAAGCUUUUUAUCUUCAUUCUGAUUCGUAACGAUGGUACUACGUGUCUGUGUUGGUUGUUUUGUUGUGUUAGAAGGAGUAGGCCGAUAAGCUGGGCUCGGGUUCGCCUUGCGCGCCGCUGCCCUGACGUGAACCGCCACAGUCUUGGUGGGGCUUGGGAACGGGCCAGAUGUUGCUGUAGAUGUUGAUCCUGCAUGAACCGUGAAGUUGUUGUUUAGACUGUGCUGUAGCUGAAUUAGCAUUAAAUUAUGAUGUUUGAA